AUGGCCAUCGCGCCCGAGCCGUUCCCCGUCGUCGCCUCGCCGUACACGGCCGCCCGACCGCGCCUUGCGCCGUGCAUGCUUGCCCCCGACGCCCCUCUGCACCCGCCAGCCCCUGCUCUCGCCGUGUCACCGCCUUCUGCUUCCUUGGCCGCACCCGCUGGCGACCACCCGUCUGAGGCCGCCAUCAGCCAUGGCUAUGGCCUCGCGCCGACUGCCGUGGCCUCCCCUGCCUGCCUCGACUCAUUGGCCGGUGCCCGCUGGAGCCGUCCCAUGCCCGCGGACUCCCCUUUGCUCGCCCGCUGCGUCAGGCGGGCCCCACCGUCGCCGGUGACCUCGCCUCGCACCGGGCGGGUUGCGCCUCAGCGCCUGGUACCCGCACACCUGCACCCAGCGCCCACAAACCCACUAGGCUCCCCUAUGGGCCAAUGA
Molecule: messenger RNA, 429 nt
Organism: Aegilops tauschii subsp. strangulata
Lineage: Eukaryota; Viridiplantae; Streptophyta; Magnoliopsida; Poales; Poaceae
Source: RefSeq, a predicted model, not a curated record